ACGUGUAGGUCUGACUUCGCACUUAUAUUCAUUUGUUAGCCAACAUACCGGUUUUAUUAUUAUUUUUUUUUAAUACGAAACUGGGUUAUUUUUAGUUCGAAAGUCGCUAUAUUUAGUCGAGAUGCUCCACUUACCGAAAAUGACCGUUAUUUUCGCCAUUUUGCAACUUUCAGGAAGUAUUAAGGAAAAUUGCACGGACUUUCAAGGGAAAACCAUUGAGCACGGAAUCCUUUAUGUCCCUGGACCCGCUGUAUGUUCCAUGUGCGUUUGUUAUCACAGCGAACCCAAGUGGUGUAGUGAUAUUUAUUGUGAUCCUCCUUAUUUUUGCAACAAAUUCCGAGUAAAAGAGCGCUGUUGCGAAUUCGAAUGUUUGGACCCCCCUGGAGAUACCGCUGCAAAAAUGUUACGGGAAUACCGAAGAAAAGCUUUGGCCAAAAACACCGCUGGACCCCACGGAGUAAAUAGGUUCAUAUUUUUUCUAGUUUUUUACGCCCUAUUAAAGGGUUGAAAUAAAACAAGCGUUCAGUAAUA
This is a messenger RNA of Anthonomus grandis grandis, 531 nucleotides long. RefSeq names its product integral membrane protein DGCR2/IDD-like. The transcript has 3 exons. The record is from RefSeq and is a predicted model, not a curated record. Lineage: Eukaryota; Metazoa; Arthropoda; Insecta; Coleoptera; Curculionidae. The coding region runs from base 122 to 508 and encodes 128 amino acids. Gene Ontology annotation, cellular component: membrane.